Molecule: messenger RNA, 4838 nt
Organism: Zea mays
Lineage: Eukaryota; Viridiplantae; Streptophyta; Magnoliopsida; Poales; Poaceae
Product: protein ACCUMULATION AND REPLICATION OF CHLOROPLASTS 3
Exons: 16
Coding region: 2355-4313 (652 amino acids)
Biological process (GO): chloroplast fission
Cellular component (GO): chloroplast outer membrane; cytosol
Source: RefSeq, a predicted model, not a curated record
GGGAUGCCGUACAUGACAUCUGUUGGUGUAUGUGUGUGUGUGUUAUUAGAAGAUUUUGUAAGGACCCAAAUGCAUAAAAUGCCAAUAAAAGAGAGAGGGGGAGGUGUGUUCAGUGAGUCUGAACGACCUCAACCUAUAUUCUACAGACUUCCACGGAAUACAACAUGGUACCGGAGCCCAGGUUCUCGGAGGCGAUUGUGGUGGCGACGAGUCGGUGCACGUGGAGCUGCUGAGGUGGUGCUCCGGCUGGACUGUAGCGGCGCUCGGUCUCCUCCGAAUCCGCUUCGUCUUCCUCGGCGGCGGCGGGUGCGUCAUCCUUCUGCGCGUGCGGUAGCAGCUGCUUCUCCUGCUCGGCCUCCUUCUCCUCCACUUCCGUCGGCGCUGCACAGCGGUCGUCCGCGCGCGAGAUCUGGCUGCCGGAGGACACCGGAACGGACGACGCCAAGGCGCUGCAGGAGAAGGCUGCCAGGAAGGCGGUGCAGGCCGCGGGAGGCGCCUGCGCCAAGGGCGGCAAGAACACCGGCAAGAAGUAGUCGGGGUCUUUAGUUCGCAGGAUCUGCUCGUGUUGGAAGAUCUGUAGCGGGUGCUGGUGAUUAGCGACGAGCGGCGCCGCUGAAGACGACCAAGUCCGUGCAGGCGGCCAACGGAGAGAGGUCUGCGGUGAGUGCAGCAAGGAAAAAAAGGGGGCGGCUCUGUAGGUUUGGCUGCUGUCUGGGCACAAGGCAAAGGAGGAGAAGAACAGGCAGCGGAGGAGCUGCAGGAAAGUGACUGGAGCUUCUGCUGAUUGAGCAGAAUGGGGGAACAACAAGGCAUUGAACAAGUCCUUGGGAAGCUGGUGGAACUGCUUACAGCGAAGAAAGAUGAGACUCCAUCUUCAAGCAAGGAAAUUGUAUCGUAUAUGGAACCUGUCCAGAAAAUUGAGCUAAUGCCAAAUGACAUUAAAUUGGAAGGCAUUAGAAACUACUUGCCGUGGUCAAGAAGAGCAAUGUUAUUACUGAAGGCAAAGAGACUUGAAGGUUUUGUCACUGGAGAAUCAAUUGAGCCAGAAGACAAGUCGAGCAAUGACUGGAAAACAUGGGAGGCUAUAAACUCUCUGGUGGCUGCAUGGUUGUUGAGCUCUUUAUCUCCUACCAUAGCAGGCUCCGUGGAUACUAUCACGAGUGCAGCUGGAAUAUGGGAGGCCUUGUCGAAAAUGUAUUCAGGAGCUGGUAAUGUGAUGCUAUUAGCUGAGACUGAGAACAGAAUUAGUACUAUGAAGCAGGGGGACCUCUCCUUAAUGGAUUAUGUUGCAGCUUUGAAGCGGCUGUGGGCUGAUGUGGAUCAUUUUGAUCCUAUUGAGCUACCACACACUGAAUGUGUAGUGUGGAUAAAGAAAUGGAUAGAAAAAAGAAGGGUUCUUCAAUUCUUGAGAGGUUUGAAUCCAGAUUUUGAGGCAAGGCGUGCUAGUAUGUUUCAUCAAUCCAGUCUUCCAAGUCUCGAAGAAGCCAUAGCUGCAAUGGCACAAGAAGAGACUAGACUGAAGCUGAUAAAAGGUGAUACUUCAUCUCCACCUCCUCCAGCUUUUGUGAUGACAAGGAUACAAGAAACUAGAACAUGCUAUAAUUGUGGUGAGCAAGGUCAUCUGAGUCGAGAUUGCCCUCAACAACGAAGGCCUUAUCGUGGGAGAGGAAGAAACAGUGAUAGACGUGCUAUGAGGGGAAGUGGAAGCCGUGGAGGAAGGAGCGGAGGUUAUAGAGCUAAUGUUGCUAUACCUGAGGGAGAUGAAGAUCUAAUUACAAUUCCAGCUUCAGAACUAAAAGAGUUGAGAAAGUUGAAGGAGAAUAAGAAUGACUCAACGUCUGAUGAUCAAGGUGCAGUGUCAACUUCAACUGAUAAUUUGGACCCAGGUAUAAAAAACCAUGCUUUAAUUUCCAUGAGAAAAUCCAAUUCAAGCUGGAUAUUAGAUUCUGGGGCAUCUAAACAUGUCACUGGCAGGUCAAGUGAAUUUGCAUCAUAUAAGUUAUAUCCAAGUUCAUAUAAGAAAACGGUUCAAACUGCUGAUGGAACAUUCCAACCCAUCAGAGGAGUUGGCACAGUAAAAUGCACACCAUCUAUAACCUUAUCAUCAGUAUUAUAUGUUCCUUCCUUUGGAGUCAAUUUAGUUUCAAUAAGUUCUUUGGUUGAUCAAUUGGACUGUCAAAUAUUUCUUGAUCGUGAAAAUUGUAUAAUUCAGGAAAGGAAGACUGGAAGAAGACUUGGAACUGGGGUUCGUCAUAAUGGACUCUGGUAUCUUGAUAAGAGAAGAACUGAUGAAGUAGUAUGUCGUGCACUAUCUGCAGUGGCCAGUGAAGAAGAAGCAAAGGACAGUACAUGUGAUGGAUAAUUCUAAAGUUCAGUUAAUACAAAAAGGUCAUGGAACUGAUGCAGUGUUCAGAGACUUGGAACCUCCCUUAUUUCUUCAUCCCUGCCCACCUGCGGUUAUUCUUGUUUCUAGUGCAGGACAGGAUGCUGAUCAUAUUACUGCAAUGGAGUUACUUAGCGUUGUCAAAUCUGCUGGUAAUCUGGCUGCAUCAAUAUUUUUGAAGCCCUUCUGCUUUGAGGGACAAAGAAGGCAAGUAGAGGCAGCUGAUUUGAUUGGCAAACUUCAAACAUGCUCAAACUUUCAUAUUGUUAUUGAAGCUGAUUCAUUGCUUGAGACGGAAGUGGAAACUCUUGCCGAAGCUUUGGAAAGUGCCAAUAAUGCUGUCCUGUCAACUAUUAGCAUGAUAUCUAUCAUGAUGUCUGGUUAUAAUAAGAUGUUCUGGAGUUCCCUUAAUGCACAAAUUAAGGAAGUUGGUCCUGAGGAAGUAGCCAAGCUACUCAGAAGCUAUGGGGAAGCUAGAGUUGGCUUUGGUGCUGGUUAUAACAUCCAGUCAGCAAUUAAGCAGGCUGUCUUUCACUGUCCAUUUCUUCGUGGUGGCAUAAAGGACUUGAACAAUGUGGUUUUCCUCUCCCUUACAACUGCUCGGGUGUUGUCUGAAAGUGACUUGAUCUCUAUUCUGCACAUCUUCCGUCGAGUUACUGGGUUCACCAAAGAUAUUAUAUUUUCUAGAAAUUCUGAAUCUGAUUUAGAGCCAAAACUGAUAGUAGUUUCUCUUCUAACUAUCCGAAACCACUAUGACGGAAGUGUUUCCACAGUACAAGAGGGAUUCCUUUCAAGUUUGGCCUUGCAUUUUCCUUUUAUAUCUUCUCUUAUGGGAGGAGAUACCCCUGAGCAGAAACAAAUUAGGUCGAAGCAUUCCUUUAAUCGACUGCCUGACAACAGAUUUAAUUCUGUAGAACAAGACGAAUUCUCGCGAGUUUCUAAUCGGUCAUCUGAUGCUACUGUUUCCAAAUCAUUUCCUGAAGAAUUUGAGGAUUUGGAAUCUGUGAGGAAUCAGAGAAUAAAGCCAGAAUCUCUGGAAGGUGAUCUGGCAGUUACUGGAGAAAUGAACAAAGAUGAUGACAACGGGCAUUUAGUUUCACAGCAGGAACAUCGCUUCUUGAGCAACUCCCCUGGUUUUGAUAUUGCACAAUCGUGGGCUAAGCAGCGUGUGAUGGCAAGUGGAAGCAGUAAAAAUGAUGAGCUUGAUGCUGUCGCUCUUCCUGUUGGUGUAAAACUUAGCAAAGUUCAGUCUGAUCAUUCUCCAGAUAUGCAGACUGAAACUCUUGGUGCUGACACAACUGUUGCUAGUGGACAUGCUGCCUUUGGAUUAUCUUUUUCUGAUGUUCGUUUGGAGAAAGUAAUGGACGUAUGUAGUUCUGCGAUCACAUUUCUGAGGAAUAGAAUGGAUAGGCCUCGAAAGCGUGGUUCAAACUCAUUAUCCAGCCGGGCUGCCCUGAUGCUUGAUGCAGAAAGAGAACCAGAAAAGACAUGGAGCCCCAUAGUUGAAAUACAUUAUGUAGGGGGAACUUAUAGAGGUAGAUGUCAAGAAGGUGUCCCUGAAGGAAAGGGACGUCUAACCUUCAGUGACGGAAGCUUUUAUGAUGGACUCUGGAGGUAUGGUAAGAGAUCUGGUUUGGGGACUCUAUUUCACAGUAACGGUGAUGUAUACCAUGGAACGUGGAGGGAUGACCUUAUUCAUGGAAAGGGCUGGUACUAUUUUCACAGCGGUGACCGCUGGUUUGCAAAUUUUUGGAAGGGCAAGGCUAAUGGUGAGGGUAGAUUUUAUGCCAAUGAUGGGAGUAUCUUCUUUGGCCAUUUCCGAAAUGGAUGGCGCCAUGGGGAGAGCCUGUUGGUAGAUGCAAACGGUUCAAGGUGGAUCGAAGUUUGGGCUGAUGGUGUACUUAUCAACAGAACUAAAAUGGAGAAAUAAGGUUCAGAUCUAAAUACAUUUUCCUGAUGUUUCUAAAACUUGGCUCCUCAGAUGGCUACGCUUCAAAGUCUCAGAUGUUGCAAGGCACUCUGGUCCGGAGCCUCUCUACUGUACACGAAGUCGUCCUAUAUUCAGUCUUGAAAGUCGUAAAUAGGUGCGCUGUUGAGGUUUCGAUGCCCUAAUUUCAAAGGGGCAGACUGCAGGCGUUUCUGUAUAUACCACUAGACUGCAAGUAUGGGAGGAUGCCUUUGUUCAUACGGCUGAUGGAUCAAGCUGGGAACAGCUAUAUACCCAACUGUACCUGAACGUGAAGUGUGUUUGAUUAGUUCCACUGAUAACCCAUAGAUAUUUUCUUGUCAAGGUUACAUGGACGAAACAGGCUCUCGUGGCCGUGCUCCUUUUUCUCCCCCCCCCCCCCCCCCCCCAAUUGAGUGCUUGAGUUUCCACGAAUGUGGGCCCAAACUGUAUCCUUUACCCUUUUUAAUGUUUCCAUCAAUAUUAUCUGCCCGUUGUAUUUCGAUAAUA